Molecule: messenger RNA, 2442 nt
Organism: Fonticula alba
Lineage: Eukaryota; Rotosphaerida; Fonticulaceae
Exons: 2
Coding region: 1-2442 (813 amino acids)
Source: RefSeq, a predicted model, not a curated record
AUGGGCCCCAUGCGCCCGGGCGCCGGGCCCUCGCACGGCCGGCUCCCCGCGCUGCUCCCCCUGCUGAGGCUGCUCCCGCUGCUGCUCGGGGUGCUGCUUGCGGCCGGCCGAGAGGGGGCCAGCCAGGCACCGGCGCUGGCACUGGCGCCAGAGCAGCCGCCCCAGGUCCCCUACUGCCUGGCCCCGCUGCCGCUCUUCGACCAGCCGAGCCGGCUGGAGUUCCAAUCGCUGGAGCAUGGCCGGCCCAGCUCCACCCUGGUGCUGCGGGACUCCAACGCGCUAACCCUCCUGUCGCAGGACCAGCUCACUGUCUCGGCAUGGUCGGAGCUCCGCCAUGGGGCCCUCUUCCAUUCGGAGCAGAAGACACACCAGGUCCUCAGCCUGGGCUCCUCCGCCCCGGGACUGCCCCAUGGCAGCGUGGUACAUGUCAUCCGCGCUGACACCCCUCGCCCGGCCCUGGUGGCCUUCAGCCCGACCGAGGCACGGCUCCUUCUGUCGGAUGGCUCGGGCGCUAUCUUCACCGACGCCGGCAUGGUCUUGCUGGCUGCCACGGCCUCCUCCCACAACCAUGCGUCCCUGCUGGUAGUCGAUAGCCAGAACCUUGUACGCGUUGUCAGCUUGUUGAAUAGCGCCGCGUCGGACCUCAUGAUCACCGGGCUCACCGGCACCCCCGGGCUUCGGGCGCUUCGCGGCUCCGGCUACACCUUCCACCUGUGGGACGCCAGCACCUACCACUUCCUGGACCUCAGCCUCUCCCUCGACCCGUCUUCCAGCUCGGCCGAGGCCGUCAUCCGCCAUGUGGCCGUCACGCGUGUCUCUCCAUCGACCCCAUCCGAUCGGGACGACCUGUUCUUCCUGCUGGACAAUGGCACCUGGCUGCCGUGUCUCGCGUGUUCCUCCCUGGCCCCGGUCCCGGGCGUCCCCAGCCCGGUCUUCCCCCACCCGGGGGCCAGCCUCUCCGGCCGGGUGCUGGCCCAGCCCGGCUUCGAGCUGCGCCCCUCCGACCAUACCGGGCACUUCUUCUUCCACGAGCAGGCCUCCCACAAUGGCACGCCGGAUGUCCUUUGGCGACUGGACGUCUCCACCGACGGGCUGACCUUCCAGCCAUCCCGGGUGCUCAUCCCCUCCGAGGCCGGGCCCCUGGCCAACCUGCGCCUGGUGAACACCUACCUCGGCGGCCGAUUCGUGCCCGUCCUCGCCGGAACCCAGCUCCUCCUCGACCACAGCCACUUCUCCUGCGACCAGGACCUGACCAUUGUGUGUGACCCGGAGGAGCCCACCGGCUGGCGGUGCAAGCCCGGUCACCAGAUGUCCACCUUCGCCAACGACGGCCGCCUAUGCAGCGCCUGCCUCCCGGGCUUCUAUUACCAGCGGGACUCCAGCACCAGCCAGAUCGAAUGCAAACCGUGUCCCCAGCAGGGCUGCGAGGUGUGCACGGCGGCCUCCUGCCUGGCCUGCCAGCCGGGCCUGCUGCUGGCCCGGCCGGCCACCAACCAGGCCUCCUGUGUUCAGAAUUGCCCCGAGGGCUUGCACCAGGAGGGGACCCUGUGCCUGCCCCUGGACACAUGGACCGUGGAGCAGCCGACCCUCGAGCAGGUUGCCGUCUCGGUCAAGGAUGACGAUGGCGCGUCACUCAACCCGACGGAAUCCCUCAUCCCCACGCGCCUGACCAUGUCAUCGACGGAGGCCCUGCUGCCCUGGGCCGCGCCGCUGCCCCUCCGGCCGACGCACUUCCUGUCCCUGCGCAACGGGAUCCUCCCGCUGCUGAUCCAACCAUCGGCCGAUGGAUCGCCCCCAUUCCGGGCCAUCGAACUGUUCAGUUUGCCGGCCAUCUCCUUCAAGGUCCUGGACGGGCUGGAGCGCGUGGUCUCCGUCGCCAACAGCCGGCCGGUUCUCGAGCUUUUCUACUGCCUCGAGGGGUCGUCAGGCGGCCUGCGCCGGGUGCGCGUCACCUGCCAGACGGGCAGUCACCAAGUCCCAGAACAGCCAUGCGUGGCCGCCUUCCAGAUCGACAACCAGUUCCUCCUGCCCGGUUGCGAUGCCCUGGCCGAGAUCGAUGCGAACAACCUCAUGGUUCGAGUUGUCGGCGGCCUGCACUUCCUCCUGUCCACGCCCAGCUCCGACAACUGGGUCAUCAAGCCGGUGUCCAGCUUGCCGACCACCGGGCGUCCGGGCAUCCUGCCGGCCCUCGGCCUGACAUCGCACAACCUGCUGGUCUUCCACCAACAUGGCCCGGGCCUUGGGCCCAGCCCGCGCGCCGUCUCCCUGCCCCUGAUGGUGGCUGGCGAUCCGCGUGUCAAUGCCACGGCCACCAGCCUGCUGGACCCCCAGGGCCUUGCCCAGCUGGAAAUGACGUCGGUGCUGACGCUGCGAGCCACGGCCCCGGCCCCGGACCACUUCCUGGUGGGCCUGCGGCCGGACCCCUCCCACCCGGGCCGCUAA